AUGGCAUCAUUAGACCAACUUCCGAAUGAGCUCCUCUCCAGUAUCAAUGGAUACGCGGCAGACUGGGUUGGCCUCGAAAGUCUUUUGCAAAUCUCCACCCAAGUGAGAAACCUUUUCGCAGGUGAUUUCAACAACAAAGUGGACCCUGAAGCCAUUCGCCUGGUUGAGUCAAUCCUGGAGAAGAACCCCAUCAUGGGCCACGAACUACACUGUCACUUCCGCAUGACCAUGGAACUGCGCCAACCUUCCUUGGCGGAUAAGAGUCUCGCCGAAUUUAUGGCUCGGGACUAUUCUCUUUCGCUUAUGACCUCCUCUUCUUCGACAACUCGCGCCGUAUUGCAGGAAAUGAUGAUAGUCGCAGCCAACAUUCAGCGACUAGCAUGCGCUUGCCUAACCACUCUGUUGACCCGGCUUCGGAAGGUUCAACCGCGGCGCUGGGAAGUGCAUUACAAUCCGGUCUCCCACGUUCCCAAAUUGACGGGCACCACCCCAUAUGAGUCACGCGACGCUGGCCCUCCAUCCUGGAUUGAGGAGUAUCGGGUCUACCGCGCGCUAUGGCACCUUCAAUUGUGUUCCGAUCUAUUAGUCGUUGCCGACAGGCUAGGAUGGACCCAAAGUGAUCUGGAGUAUCUGCAGUCUCACCACAUGGACUUGAUUCAAUUGCCUGAUAUAGCUGCGGAUGAGAUCCUCUCCGUCAAGGAAUGUCUAGAGGAUCUAUCGAGUGCCGAUACAGAUUAUACUACACAGCCCUCAGUGGAAUCGAACAGCAGUGAUAUGGCUCUCAUUACAAAGCUACCGAUUGCCACUCAACUAUCCUGCAAAUUCGACGUCUGGUCACCUCCUCUUGCACCUAUACUUUCAGACUACGACGCGGCGGGCAUUCUAAGAGACAUCUGGGGCCGGGGAACCCGGAUGACCAAAAGAAAUUCUAUAGUCAACCUCUGGCGCUCGUGGCAAAUCCGCAGCAGAACCCAUCCUGCCAAAUUUCAGGCAUGCAGCCUCCAGGAUUCCCGUCCAUGGCGCGCACUGGGGAUGCCGUUCUGGGAUCUCUGGCGGUUCUAUGGGCUGGGACUUUGA
This is a messenger RNA of Penicillium soppii, 1077 nucleotides long. RefSeq lists its product as uncharacterized. Bases 1 to 1077 code for a protein of 358 amino acids. Lineage: Eukaryota; Fungi; Ascomycota; Eurotiomycetes; Eurotiales; Aspergillaceae. The transcript has a single exon. The record is from RefSeq and is a predicted model, not a curated record.